AUGAACUCUCUAGUCGGCUACGGAGUGUCUUCCGAUUCGGAUAGCGAGGGAGAGGAUGUAAACAUCACCAAACCGUAUCCCGGUGAGGUGGUGGGUGAUGACACGCAGGCCGACAAGAAAGCUCGCAACUUUUUGCUGGAGUCUGGCUCGGAGUCGAGCGACUCGGACCGGGACGACGACGACUCUUCACCCCAAACCCGAGCACCUGCACCCGGCCGCUCCGCCCUGCCCUCGCCGUCCGUCCGCCUCCAGACCUCCAAAAAACUGCCCCCUCCGUCCCUGAACGCCUGCGCUGACAGCAGUGUGUUCGCCAACCCCUUCAGGGCUCAGGCCGAGCAGAAGCUCACCGCCCUGCAGAAGCACGUCCCGCUCACCAUGCAGCCCAAACCCUCGCAAAUAGGCGGCAAGAGGAUCUGCACGUCCUACAGGAAGGACGGAAGGUGCCGAUUUGGGAUCAAAUGCAAAUUCGCUCACGACAGUGAUCUCCAGACGCCGUCCGCCCCACGCGGUCCACCUGCCAGUGAGGGCACCUCCGAGGCGGCCGGGGCCUCUAAAGGCCCCCAGCAAGGCCGCAGAGAGGGGGAGGCAGAGGGGCAGCAGGCCAAGAAGAGGAGGGUCGGACUGAGCAACACCCUGAUCCCCCCCAAAAGAGCUAUGAAGCAGUACACUGCGCAGAGGGACAGAGAGCGGGUCAACAUGUCCUGA
Menidia menidia (Atlantic silverside) is the source of this 705-nucleotide messenger RNA. The record is from the annotation of a GenBank genome assembly. Lineage: Eukaryota; Metazoa; Chordata; Actinopteri; Atheriniformes; Atherinopsidae.